CCUCUACUGCUCACCCUCAGGCACAGCAGAGCCUGGCCCAGUUGAGCUUGUUCCUGGUGUCUGGCUGAGCACGUUGGCGAGGUCUAGAGACCCAGCGAAGCAAUCCUGGUUUGUGCUGUGGGGCUCUGGGAGCUGUUCUCAGUGCCCACCCCCACAACAUUACCUGUAUUUCCCCGGCCCUGCUUGGAUCAGGCAGCCGGGUCCCAAGAAGCGCGCUCGAGGCAGCGGAGCAUUCAGAGAUCACUGCAGGACUGCAGCAAGGGGAGCCGAUUUCCAGCUCCAGCUCCCCAGCCCAGAACGGGGCCAUGCAGGAGGCGUUCUGUGCCAUCUGCCGCGAUGCAACACCUGACACCUUUGUGGUGCCCUGCGAGCACCACUUCUGCCUUCGUUGCAUCCUUCAGUGGACCCUGAGAAAAUUCACCUGCCCGCUCUGCAGGAGGCUCAUGAGCACCAUCAACUUUUCAGUGCGGGCAGAUGGCUCUCUGCCCUGUGUCAUCACGCUGCCAUCCGAGUACGAGGCAGAGAGCCACGACACAGCCUCCCUGUGGGACAUCGCCACCCCGCCGCGCCCCACUCCACCGGGCAGCCCUGCGGGGCACAGAGAAGAGGAGCUCCCCGCCACGUCCCACACAGCUCCCGGGGACGCGGCCGCCCAUCCCACCCGUACGCCCGUCCCCAGGGAGGCGGAGGAGCCCCAGCAGGAGGCAACAGCGGGACCUUCUGCCCAGGGCCGCAGCCCCACUGCUACCAAGCGGGGCAGGGACCGCUCAGCCCGGGGGUCCCGCCGCCCCAGGAAGAGGAGGGCCCGCAGCGCCCGGGGCACUUCGCAGCCCUGCAAGAGGCCGCCCCCGCGGCACAAUUAGCAGGGCCGCAUCCAUCUUUGUUAAUAAAAAACAUGGAAAACCACACAGCUAUCCUACUGAGGACUACGCCUCAGUUCUUCUCAGAGAUCAAGGCCUGUGAGUGCUGCCAGGAAUGGCGAGUAGUGCUCCUGGAGACGGGGCACAAGGGCUGGCAUUCUGUGGUCUCAAACAACGUUCCCUCAGGCCCUGCCCCUGUCACCAGAGAGCGAAACUCAGCACUGCCCUCUGCUCCCUUGGAGGAGCCACAGCCGCCACGAGGCCUCUCCUCAGCCUGCUCUGCCCUGGGCUGAGCAAACCCGGGGACCUAUAAUUCUUCACCUUCCUGACCCUUCACAGCGCUCCGUUGAGCACUAACCAGUAGUUUUAUUUGUCUUAUAUUGCGAUGCCCAAAACCACAGACAGUGCUUGAGGCAAGGAUCCAGCAGCACAGAGCGGGUCAACAAUACUGAAAGCAUUUGCAUUUUUCCUUUCAUUUGUUUCAUCACCACCUCUCUUCUCCAGCACUUCUGGACAUUUCAAUGAAGAAACUUACCAACGGGAACAUAAACGUGCCAAAAAAAAAAAAAAAAAAGAAAAAGAAAAAGAAAGAAAACAACCAAAAAUGUUUCUGAACAGAUCAUGUGGUAUUACGACCUGCAAUCGCAGAGACUGUAGGCUGUGCAAUAUCAGCCUCAGUUGCUCUCCUUCUGCUUUCAAUUCUUUUUUUCCCCCAACUACGACUUAGUAGCAGUUUUUCAGUGAAGGCUUUUGAAACACAAACACUGCAGCAUAUUCCAAGUGGGUACAUCAGUGCAGUGCAGGAACUGCUGUGCGUUCAAGUUGAAGAAAAGGAAAACAUCCAUAAGUUUAAAUAAUAAAUAACCACAAAUAUGAGCGCAAAGAUUGUGAUGUAUUACAUUGACUGUUUAUCUCCUAAGUAGAAUUACUUCAGGUUUACUGAGGCAGAAGCUUUCCUCAACCUCUAGGUCCCCAAGGAGCAUUUAUCCAGGAGUGCUAAAAGACAAUCAGGAAUAGAAUCGGUACAGUAAUGAAAAUCAUAGCUGGGGUCUCACACAUACCAACAGUUCACCCUCACACUGCAAUAGCCAGUAAGCACCUCCACAUAGCUUGAAAAAUCAGUACUGCCCUUGAAUAUGGGUAAUACUGACAGGCAGACUUUAAAGUCUAGGAUCAUCCUGUUUUCUGAGGCUUAUGCUUUCUUAAAGUACAGUCAGUAGAUUGUAAAUCAAAUCACAUCCAGUCAAAUAAAAUCACAGCAAUAGUAGAGUUCACAGCUUGGCAGCAGUACUGACUGUAAGGAAAGAAAACUGAUUAAAACAUACCUGGGGCCCAGAAAGACAAUUUUCUCCGUGUGUAACAAAAUGUCCAUUAAUUUGGUAACAAGAGUCAGCUUGUAAAUAACAUUUCACAAUAAUAAAGGUUUCUUUUACUUGCUGCAUGUCCAGCUCUGUACAAAGAAAUGUUGGAUUUUGGCAUGUUUCGUGCUUUGAGCUUUACUUGUCUCUCUCUCCCCUCAGCUGUUUGAGCAAAUAAUAA
Molecule: messenger RNA, 2399 nt
Organism: Gallus gallus (chicken)
Lineage: Eukaryota; Metazoa; Chordata; Aves; Galliformes; Phasianidae
Product: RING finger protein 151-like
Exons: 2
Coding region: 306-863 (185 amino acids)
Source: RefSeq, a predicted model, not a curated record